AUGGCUUGUAAUUGUUCAAGCAUUAAGCCGUGUAUACCUUGUGUUGCAUGUUCAGGAAUGGGUGGAUUAUCGACAUUUAAGAGGAAUGAAAAUUUCCGUGUUUCUUCAGCUCUUGAUGAGUUUGACGAUGUUUGUGGACCUGAACGUGGAUUUAAGCUUAAAGAUCCAUCAAGAUCUAGAGAUUGUAAGAUUCAUGUUGAAGAGACUGUUCGAGAACCAGAUCCGUAUCAUCCAAAGGUCAUGAGCAUGCUUAGAGAAUCGAAAGAUUCAUCCUUGAAACCUCCAUCAAGUGCAGUACUUCAACGGCCACUUCCUGAAGAUUAUGGUAUUCAAACAAAUCCACUUGGACUACCAGCAGAAAAGCCACAAUGCUAUUUGCCACAAGAAAAUGAUGAUCAUGUCAUUGUCCCAUCAGCACAAGCUCAAAUGAUGCAAAUCGGACCGUGGGCUACAGGAAGAGUUGAUUGGAGUCCAUUAGGUGGAUUGACUGGUACACGUCCUGUUGUUGAUUCAUAUUCGAUAACAAGAUUCAGCACCAAUGAAUGGAGAAGGAGGAAUUAUGAUACAUUGAAGGCUGCAAAUGAUGCGAUUGCAAAAAGUAUUGUGGUCGAGAACUCAGCCAAAAACUCCAUAAUGAGAUCAUAUGAAGUCACUGAGCAUAAUCAGUCUGAUAAUUCUAAAAGACUUCAAAAUCGAGCUCGUGACAUCGAUGACUGGAAGCAGUGUCUUGAAAGAGCAAUUCGUGCAAUGACUGAUGAAAUUUGCACAUUAGAGGAACAACGAAGACGUUUAAAGCAAGCAAUGAAUGUCUUGCAAAUGCCUGAAUCGAUUGUUACUGAAUGUAUUGAAACCAGAACUCGACGACCAGAUAACGAGAUUGUGAGAGAUGAGCCUGAAGAGGAACUGAUAAAAGAAAAAGCAUUAAUAUCUGAAAUUCGUUUGCUGUUCAUUAAAACAUUGUCUGAAAUUGAGGCACAGCUGCGAGAAAAUCGGACAAAUAAGGAUCGAAUGGAAUUUGAUUGGAGUGACAAGAAAGAUGCUCAUGAAAAUGACUCCAGAAAUUGCCAAUUGGGCAACAAAUCACUGGCAAUAAUGUUUAAAGCAGGAGCAACCAGAUUUCCUGCUGAUCAAUCCACUGAAAUUUAUUGGGAACAAUACACAGUCGAUAACUUAAAUUCAGCUGAAUAUUGUCGUAAAAAGUCAAUUCAUCUACGAUCAACUCUUGAUUCAAUUCUGAUGAAUUCUGCUAGAGAUUUGAGAACACAAGCAGACAAUUGUGACAAGGCACUUCACAACAGGAUCAUCUGCAUGGAUGAAAUACGUCAACGUCUUGAAAAUGAACUCCGAACUUGUCUUCGUCGUUUGGCUGACACAGAAAUUCAGAUUGAAAAGCUUCAAGUUGCUAUUCGUAAUAUGGACUAUCCAAUGAAAGUCUCACAAACAAGACUUGAUAAUCGUCAUCAACGUCCAAGAGUUGAAAAUUGCAGAGAUGAAUCGCAAUUUGCUUUGAUUGGUGAAGUCAAGUCAAUCAAUGAUUCCAUUUCUAUUCUUAAUGAGGAAUUAAAGAACUCUCAAGAGAUGAAGAAGCAAUUGAUGAUUGAACGUGGCAAUUUGGAACGUGAGAUCAUGCUUAAAAGAAGAACAAUUAAUAUUGACCGCGAAAGGAUUCAGUUGAUUAGAACUUCUUUUCCAAGCACAACUGCUUUGACUGGAUAUUAG
Molecule: messenger RNA, 1719 nt
Organism: Chironomus riparius
Lineage: Eukaryota; Metazoa; Arthropoda; Insecta; Diptera; Chironomidae
Source: the annotation of a GenBank genome assembly